Myxocyprinus asiaticus (Chinese sucker) is the source of this 4937-nucleotide messenger RNA. Its product is annotated as regulating synaptic membrane exocytosis protein 4-like. The record is from RefSeq and is a predicted model, not a curated record. Gene Ontology annotation, molecular function: transmembrane transporter binding; small GTPase binding. NCBI's taxonomy places the organism in Eukaryota, Metazoa, Chordata, Actinopteri, Cypriniformes, Catostomidae. Gene Ontology annotation, cellular component: presynaptic membrane; cytoskeleton of presynaptic active zone. Gene Ontology annotation, biological process: regulation of membrane potential; regulation of synaptic plasticity; calcium ion-regulated exocytosis of neurotransmitter. The transcript has 6 exons. Bases 556 to 1365 code for a protein of 269 amino acids.
ACUGCUAGAAUGGUGAGAACCUUUUCUCCUCUCUCUCUCCGUCUUUCUCUUCACUCCCAUCUCCCUCCUCUCUCUCCAUCUCUCCUCCUCUCCUUCACGCCACGUUAUAUGCUAUCCAAACAUCCAUCCAUCCAUCCAUCCAGUGCACAGCCGAAUGAGGGCACAGCCAGAGAGGGAAAAGCAACAGAUCAUGUUCUCUGAACCAGAUACAGCUCACAACAGACUCUCUAUAUUCUAAUUUGCCUUCCUCUGUAUUCCUGAAGACAUAGACAAAAAAGAAAAAGGACUGAAAGUAACCACUCUCUGAGAAGUCUGGACAUCACCUUGUCAGAGGAACUUGAAGAGAUUCUUGAAGCUAAACCAGGUCUGCUGGGACAUACAGGAGACUGACCAGUUGGGGGUUUUGACAUUUGGUUUUUCUCUUUUAUUCGUGGCUGGCGAAGGGGCCGGUGAAAGUUAGCCAAGACGCCGCGUGCUGUGCUCCGCGUGAAGAAUGCCCAGGCUCGCCUGCCCAAGCCGGCGGACACGGCACCGGCACCAACGGCGGGCCUGUACAUGGAGCGUUCGCAGAGUCGCAUCAGCCUGUCAGCAUCCUUCGAGGCCCUGGCAAUCUACUUCCCCUGCAUGAACUCCUUUGACGAGGAUGAUGGCGACCCAGAGGGCCGCAGGUUAAAAGGUAUUCAGCGAAGCACAGAGACAGGACUGGCCGUAGAGAUGCCCAGUCGCACAGUUCGGCAGGCCAGCCAUGAGUCCAUAGAGGACAGCAUGAACAGCUAUGGCUCAGAGGGCAAUCUGAACUACAGUGGUAUGUGCUUGGCAUCAGAUGCCCAGUUUAGCAACUUUCUAGAUGGGAUGGGACCAGCUCAGUUUGUGGGAAGACAAACACUAGCUACCACUUCAAUGGGAGAUGUGGAGAUCGGUCUGAUGGAGAGGAACGGACAGUUGGAGGUGGAGAUCAUUCAGGCUCGAGGACUCAUCAUGAAGCCUGGAUCCAAGGGCCCUCCAGCAGCGUAUAUCAAAGUGUACCUUCUGGAAAAUGGCAUGUGUAUCGCCAAAAAGAAGACAAAGUCAGUGCGGAAAUCUCUAGAUCCCCUUUACAAUCAAGUCCUUGUGUUCUCAGAGAGUCCACAGGGAAAAGUUGUACAGGUCAUUGUUUGGGGAAACUACGGCCGGAUGGAUCGCAAAUGCUUUAUGGGCGUCGCACGCAUCCUAAUGGAGGAGCUGGAUUUGACAAACAUGGUGAUUGGCUGGUACAAGCUUUUCCCGACCUCGUCAAUGGUCGAUCCCACAAUGGCACCGCUGAUUCGACACUCGUCACAGCUCUCCCUGGAGAGCACUGUCGGACCGUGCUGUGAACGUUCCUAAGACAAAUAACUAGUUUUUAUUUUUCUCUGGAAGGGCUCUCGAAGCCCUCUAUCAUACAAGUGCUGUCUGUGCAUGACUGCAGCACUAGAACCCUCUGGAAUGUUCUAGAAUUUCCAAGACGUCUUCAGAACAAAACACCUUCUGGAACAUUCCAGAAUGUACCACAGAGGUACUAAGGAAAUAUUCCUUUUCAACCUCAGAAGGAAAGAGAUCAGGAAAGGCAAAGAAUGCAGACCAAACCUUUGGGCUUUAUUUUAGCUUUCGACACAUUAGCUUGUGCUGGUCUGUAUGUCUUUCAAAGGAAAAAUCCUCUGUUUAGAAUUGAUUUCCACAUAAAAGGCAAACGUUUGGUGCAGUCAUCAUUUUGAGUGCUGCCACAGGUUGAUUGUUAAUGGAUAAAAGGGAUGGGUUUUGUGCAAUAUGAGAGAUGAAUGUAUUGGUUAAAAAGUGUGGGUUUGCAUUUAUUUUCUUGCGUAAUUAUCAAUAAAUGAAAAGAUACAUGUCUUACAAAGAUUCAAUAUAGUAUGUAUAGUUCGAAGAGUUAAUGUUUGUGAUUUCAUGAUUUAGUUUGGAUAUUUUUUUAUUUUAUUUUUGUCUUUCUCAUUAUUGAACAGUGCCAAUGCUACCAGCAAGUGGCUUUACUUAGUGGUUAGUGUCUAUAUGACUAGAGGCUUUAUUAACCAAUAACUUAGGCCAAAACAAAUUUAUAAAAACUGACGCUGGUUUUCUACAAUACUUUCUGAAGUGACAGUGACCUCUUGUAGAUUUUUCAUGAUGUCACUGUGAUUAUUCCCCCAAUUACACAAAUUUGCUGAAUUUUAAUAAACAUUUUACAGAACAUUUUUAUGAACACUUAUUGUACACCAAACUGAAUUUGAACACCAAAAUUCUGUAAAAACUAUUUGAAAACAAAAAAUGUGCAUUAGGUUGUUGGAAAUGACACUAGGCGGAGUGACCACUUCUGUUAAUCAGCCAGUCUGGCACAGUUAUCUCAAAAUUGUCAGGUAUCGUCCGAUUAAUCACCCUGGUCAAUAUAUCAGUCUAUCACUAAUUAUGACAUGAUAAUUUAGUUUUGCACUUUAUAAUCUGAAAUAUCUUUUUAAUAAGUGACUGCUAGUUUGGCAUGAGCCAACAUUCCUUUUCUUAUUGAAAUGAUUAUUAAUUGUGACAUUUGGGAUUCAGAGUCUUAAGUAGCAAUGAUAAGGAUGUAGCAUUAAUUAUUGGCAUACGCAUGAAAGGCAUCUUAGUUUCCCACAAUCUAAUGAGAUGUUGCAUGGAAUUAUUUGAUGCAUUAGAAAGUUUUACUGGCAGUAUAGCAAACAUGUAGCAGCAUACGAUCAAACAAAUACUGUUACAUUGCACAGUGUUUUACUGUGUGACAUCUUAAAGCAAAAUAAGAGGCAGGUCUUAAUAAAUACUUAUAGACAUAUGAAUCGUUUAAACUAUUUUAGCAUAUAUCCAAAAAAGCAUAUGAAAAGCAAGACAUUUAUACACCAAUACAAAACCACGGGUAAGACAACAGCAUUCUGCAUAAACAGGAAUUUUUUAUGCCCACUUUAAAAAUAUAAUAUGAACUAUCAGACAUUUUGUGAAGAAAAUGCACUAUUUAUCACUAGAAAAAAGGAUUUUGUUAAAGAUUAAUUCCACUAUGAGAAUUUCCAGAGUGUAUAUUUAAAUUAACGCUGAAAAGUAUACCUCAGUCGACUUUUAAAACCCUCAACAUAAUCAAGUUGUUAAGGCCAUACAUGAAGCACUGCCACAUUCUUUUUGAAAAGUUAAAUGUUUAUUGUCUUAAGAAGCAAUAACUUGCUCACUUUAUGCGUUACAGGGAGUAAAGCCAGAAUUUGUCUCCGCAUUACAUUAGAAAUUUUGCAUCCAUGUAGCAAUACAGUAGAUACUUGGUUUAAGACACAGCAAUUCUCAGUAUACAGUAAUGGCUGAAUGUUUGGGAUUCUUGGGAAUAUAGUGCCAAAAAUGUACCUUUUAUAGGUGUGUUGGGUUUAUAUAAAACUGAAUGAUUUGGAACAGCUUAAUGAAUUACAUUGAAUCAAACAGUACAUUGUAUGUUCAUAUAUACAAUGUACAUUAUUAUACAUCAGUUUAGUACAGAAUAAUUUCACUGGUCAAUCUGUGUUUUCACUUAGAAGUCAAUGUCAGUGUCACAGUUGGAAAAAUUAAUUUUGAUUCGAGUUCCAUAUUACUGGUCUGUUUAUUGUAAAUAAGACUCCUAGUGGGCGAAAUCAGUGUUAGUAAAUUAUGAUAUAAAUGAAAGCUCCAUUUGCGAUGUCACAUAUUGAUAUUACAUUUUUAGGCUUUAAUCUUUGGCAAAGUAACACAAAUGACAGAUUGAAAUAUAUUUAUUUGGCAAAAAGUUAUUGUUCAUAUGGCAAAAUCUGAAACGGAUAUACUGUAUUUAUUGCUUUUCAACUUUAAAUAUCCUCAAUUUUACACUGCAGGUGUUAUAAAACAUUUUGAAUGAAAAUGAAUUGUUUUUGUAAAGCCUUAAUAACUCGUAAACCAGAGGUCUUAACACAAUGCCAACUGUACUGCGGAGAAACAAGCAUGCAAGAAUGUAAUUCAGUUUUUAUCUGUACUGUAUUUAUUAUUUUCUCAUUCUUUAUUUCUGCCUGUCUUUAUUUAAAUGUUUUAUUUUAAGGGUUUUUAUUUUAUAUAAAUUGCGAGUAUUAUGGCCUUUUGAGUCACAUUUUUCAACACUUAGUUUUGUAACUAAUUAACCAUUAACCAUAUCAACUAUCCUUGCUGAGGUUGAUAGGGCAAAAUAAUCAACAUAUUCUUAAAUUGGAUGCUGUGAUAUUUUUCUUUGUGGAGAUACUUGUUUAAUUCCUUAUUACUGUUCAUUAUAUGUAAAUUUGAAUUCGUAAAAUCAAAAAUGUCACUGUUAAUUAAUGCACAAUUUGAUGUACUGUUACUCUGUUGAAAAUGGUAAUAAAGAAUAAAAUAGCUCACUCUGAUUUACAAAACCUUGUGCGAGCUCCCUGAAGUUUCAUAGGUUUAAUUCAAUGUCACAGACGUGUAAGUAUCCGUAUCCAGAAACCAUUUAAUAAGAUUUGACAACAAACAAAUAAAAGUGAGCUGGACAAUUCUUAUUGUGAAUAUCAGAUAGAAUUGGAUAUUACUGACUGCGUGAAUGUAAUAGUUAUAAAGUCUGUCUGCUUUCUCUAAGGAAAAUUAGAUCAAGCACUAUUGAUCUGAAUGUUGGUAUUUUGGAGAUACAGUUUCAUUUUUGUAUGUAGAUGUGUGUGUGUAGCCGUUGUUUUGUGAUUAACUAUGGGACACAUCGAAUUCUGUCCCUAUUUUAUGUUAUAAUAGAACAAUUCAGGUCACUUUUAUGCACAUACCAACACUUUUAUCUAAAAUAGGACAUACCAUAGACUUCUGUUGUUUUUAUAUAAAGCCAAUUAUAUUAAGACAAACCCUAACCCUACAAGGAAGCUUUUUUGCGUUUAAUAAUAAUAAUAAUAAUAAUAAUAAUAAUAAUAAUAAAAACAUUAUUUUAUUUAAUAUUAAAACAGACUUACGAAUAAUUUUUACCUAUGAGGUCAAGGAGGAGA